UGGCCUUUACUCUUUCCUUUUAAUGGCGGGUCAACGAGUAAUCAUCCUAAAGCCUUUCAAAUGACUCGCCUUACCAACUUGAUGACAUUGGGGGUGAACAGACGGUCAUUUUGUAUGGAUCGACUCUUAUCAGCGACAGGAACGGAAAGGCAGGUGCAGUGGCACCCAUCACCGUCCCUUGGGCGCAGGAGCCCGCCGGUUCCGGCUCCGCUCUUUCCGCCGACCUCCUUCCAACUUUCUGCUGCCCUCAACACGCCGGGUUUUGUCGCACUCAUCCGACGCAAGCGAGCCCGAAAUGGAGGAUGACACGCAAUGGAGCGGUAUCGAAAACGGCAUCAAUGAUCCCGAGGAGCUGCAGGUCAUUUACCGCACUCUAGAUUCUUAUCAGCAGUAUGCUAAAGUAGCCCACUUUCAAUGUACGCAUCUGCGCAGGCAGGCCUUCUACGCACUGCCCCAGGCCCACUGGCAGCGGCUUGCCGCCCCGCCGUUCAACUAUCUCGACACUCUGGACAAGAUAGACGAUGCCAUCGAGUCUAAUGCUGAACUCGCACGCAUCAUCUUCAAGAAGGGUCUGGAGAUGUUCCACGUCGGCGUUCCCUCCGAGACGGGUGACCUGAAGCUGCCGCCGCAGUGGAACGGUUCAGCCAAGCCAAACGACAUCGACAAGGCCCGGAGCACAAUCCGGCAGUUCUACCGUGACUGGUCUGCCGAGGGCGCUGCCGAGCGAGCGGCCAGCUUUGGCCCCGUUAUGCGCGCCAUCGAUGCCGAGCAAGCAGCCAGGGGGCCGGAUCAACCGCCGCUCAAGGUGCUCGUUCCCGGGGCCGGCCUCGGCCGGCUCGUGUUCGAGUUGUGUCUCAGGGGAUGCGAGACCGAGGGCAAUGAGAUCUCCUACCACCAGCUGCUGGCGUCGUCAUACAUCCUCAACUGCUGCGAGCGUCCCGGCAAGCACACAAUCUUCCCCUGGAUCCACACGUUUUCGAAUCAUCAAUCCAGGGCCAACCAUCUGCGCAGCUAUUCAAUCCCGGAUGUGCACUGCGCGACGGAGCUCACAGAGGCAGAGAAGGUACGGCGCGUUGGCUCCAUGAGCAUGAGCGCCGCCGACUUCUUGUGUCUGUACGCGGAGAAAGACAGAGCGGCGAUGUAUGACGUGGUGGCCAGCGUCUUCUUUCUUGACACGGCGCCCAAUCUCAUACGGUACCUGGAGACCAUAUUCCACUGCCUGAAGCCGGGCGGCAUCCUCGUCAAUAUCGGCCCUCUGCUGUGGCAUUUCGAGGGUCGGGUGUGGGAUCGGGACGAGCACGACGACGCCGAAGGCGACCACGAUACGUCCGGGAUAGCGGACCCUGGCAACUUCGAGCUGACGGACGAGGAGGUGAUGUGGUUAUUGGCUGAUGUUGGGUUCGAGAUUGUCUCAAGGGAGACGGGCAUUGAGGCGCCCUACAUUCUUGAUAGAGAGUCCAUGUUGCAGACGACAUACAGGGCAAGCAGCUGGGUAGCUCGCAAACCGGCGACAGCAGCUGCGGUUCAAGGAUAAUGAGGCUGGCUGUAUUUAAUCCCGCGAAGCGAGGGUUUGAAGGCUUGCGCACUCAGAUAAUAAUGACAACACAACACCAGAGCCCUCUCGAUUUAUCGUCGCCCCCCUU
Molecule: messenger RNA, 1643 nt
Organism: Thermothelomyces thermophilus ATCC 42464
Lineage: Eukaryota; Fungi; Ascomycota; Sordariomycetes; Sordariales; Chaetomiaceae
Exons: 2
Coding region: 296-1534 (412 amino acids)
Molecular function (GO): S-adenosylmethionine-dependent methyltransferase activity
Source: RefSeq, a predicted model, not a curated record